Molecule: messenger RNA, 4837 nt
Organism: Girardinichthys multiradiatus
Lineage: Eukaryota; Metazoa; Chordata; Actinopteri; Cyprinodontiformes; Goodeidae
Gene: c2cd2l
Product: c2cd2 like
Exons: 14
Coding region: 36-2168 (710 amino acids)
Biological process (GO): positive regulation of insulin secretion involved in cellular response to glucose stimulus
Cellular component (GO): cytoplasmic side of apical plasma membrane
Molecular function (GO): phosphatidylinositol transfer activity; phosphatidylinositol binding
Source: RefSeq, a predicted model, not a curated record
UCUGGACCUGAGGAUAUGAGAGGCUCCAGGAGGUGAUGAUGGAGCUCCAGGAGUUGAGCUGGAUGUGUAUGGUGGCUCUCUUCCUGGCCUCCUUGCUCAUAGUGCUAGGAUGGCUGCUCCAGUACUCGCUGACUGUAUUGCGGCUCUGGAAAUCCAGGAAGACAGCCAAGCAAGGUGGCCGAGAGACAACCUGGCUGCAGAAGCAGCAGCAGCAGCAGCAGCAGCAUGUCUUCUUCACUCUGCCCCAACAGAUUCAGGCUGAAGGCAUAUGGGGGUUCCUGCAGAGGAAGCUGCACUCUGGCAAGGAUGGAGGGACUGCAUCUGAGGCCGGGGUUAAAGGGCUGCUGACAUCUCUGUUCUCCUUCAGGUCCUUCAAGGAGCACUGGCAAAGAACCUGGGUGAAGGCUUUGAAUGAGCAAGCAUGUAGGCAUGGGAGUUCCCUCCAGAUAACUUUUGACAGCAGCCUCCAGUUAACCGCUGGCUCUGCAAUAGAUAGCGUGACCUGCACCGACCAGUCAGCGACCAAAAUGGUUUUACACUGUAAAUGCUGGGUAGACACACUGAUGUUUCCUGUGACUGUGACCCAGCAGUCACCCGCUGCUGUUUCCAUGGAUACCUAUCAGAUCACCACUGUACCUAUGAUGGCUAAGGUGGAAGUGUCCCUGGAGGAAGUGGAGGAUGAGGGCUUGCUGAUAUCUUGGACUCUUUCCAAGCAGCCAUCAUUUUCUCUGACUGUGUCCCCUUGUAAACUGCACAGACAGGGAUCUGAGGCUGGAGCAGACCUGGACAUGAUCAAAGGAAUGGUUGAGGACACUCUCUUUGGUGCCCAGCCAGCGAUGGUCCUCAACCUCAAGGCUUUUAUGUCUCCUUGUCUGUCCCCAAAGGACCACCUCUCAGUGGGAGCCACAUCCACAUCCCAUGGAUUCUUAGUGAGACGGCUCCUCCUCCAGCAGCUCAGGGUGACCUUAAAUAAAGGCCUGUGGUCCAGAUCAGGGGAGCUCUGUUGUGUCCUGAGUCUAGACCAACCCUCAGCUGAGAGGAGGACCUACUUUCUGCCUGUUUCGAGCAACCCCAAUGCUGCACUGGAAUGGAGUGAAGAAAUUACGCUGGAACUGGGCCUGGAAACCAAAGAGCUCAGGAUCAGGCUUUUGGAGCGGAGCGGCACAAGGGAACAAUUUCUUCCGGGUCACGCCUCCAUCUCCCUGAACCUUCAGUCUAAAAUCCCAACUGGACAACAUGUUUUGUCUCUAUGCCCUGGCCCUGGUUUAGCACCAGACGCUACCAUCACCACAGAGCUGCUGUAUGUAGAAACUGAGGAACCUCGCAGUUCCCAGAAUGCUUUGCCAAUUCGUUCCUCUUUGACCCCCACAAAGAAGGUCGAUGUGGAUCGAACAGUCAUGCCAGAUGGCACCAUUGUCACCACCGUCACCACCGUCCAGUCACGAAUGAAGCUUGAUCGCACCCCAGGUGAUUCCCCGCUGUGUUCACCAGCCAAAGUCGAGGUGAACAAAAAGAAAGCAGCUGUGUUGGCUGAUGAGAGAGGCAGCAGCAGCCUCAAUCCGAGCAAAAGCAACCGCCUGUCUAAUGGCAUGGAUCCUGUUGCAGAGACAGCCAUUCGGCAGCUGACAGAGUCUGCGUCCAAAUCAGCAUGGAAGACGCCAACAAAAAGGAGCACACUAAUCAUCUCCGGCGUGUCAAAGGUUCAUCUCACUGAGGACAACUGUGCACUGUCAACUGGCUACGCGGCCGCCAUGGAUGCGGCCAUGCAUGGCAACCACUUCCGGGCGGGGCAUCACCAGGACCCGGAUGAAACCACACCUUCUGAUGUGUCGGAGCGCCCCUCUGUGGAAGAUGUGGAGUCCGAUACUGGUUCCGCUAGUGCCUUGGAGACCCGCAGCUUGAAGGACCAUAAGGUGGGCUUCCUCCAGAGCGGCUCCAAGCUGUUGUUCCGCAGAAGGCACAGAGAGAAGGAGCCCUGCCUCAGCCAGUCCCAUGAGGACAUCUCCAACAUGGGCAAUAACUUUGCCGCCCCGGCCGAAGGCACCAGCCGCAAAAAGUCCGGCAGCAUCUCCCGACGCAUCAUCAAACGCUUCUCUUUGCGCUCGUCCGGCAAAUCGAAAGGCAAGGCAGCUGCUACCAACGGAGGGGCGACCUCUCUGGAUAAUUGAUUAUUAUUAGUGAUAAUUAAUGGGUCUGUGGUCAAUCUUUGACAAGCUGACAAUCCAAGUGGGUUACAACCUGCACUUUUUGAAGAGAGGAUAAUUGUGGAAGGAAACCUCUCUAAAGUGAAUCUAAUACUCCUUCAGUACAAACAAAUCAUGAUAGUAAUCUGGAAUGGGAUGCUGAACUCUGUUUUCUUAAGGAUAGGUUGCACCUCAGUGAGAAGAAAGGAAUCGCUUCAGUGGAUUUUUUUAGCCCUAUUUAAACGCGAACUACAGUGUUUGAUUGAGAUUGGUGGGAAUGCUCUAAAACCAUACAAUUGUGUAAAAACGCCGGUGUGACGCUACUGGAUGCACUUUGGACUGAGAUUUUCAAUUUUUUACAGCACAUGUCAAAUUUUAAACGUUGUAAAAGAUAAUUUAUUAUUAUGUGUGACUUAUGAAAUGUGCUAUUUAUUUUAUUCUGCAAAAAAAGAAUUCUAGUUGCAUUACUUUGUAAAACAGUGACACAGGUGUGCUUUCCUAUGCAAUUUUCAUUUUAAAUACAACUUACCAGAAAUCUGUCUAAGUUGAACUGUAUCUACUUAAUAUAUUGUGUUUCAUGUUUUAUCUUAUAGCCUAAAUCAGAGAAGAUACAUUAUUUAUAGUAAUUUUGUGUUAAGGAGUUGUUUUCUGUGGGAUAUAUACUUUAGAUGUGUUUUUCGAAGGUUCAGACAAAUCUUUUAUGCUGGAGAAUGCUGGAGAAUAUUUUUAUCAACAGAUGAGUAAAAAAAUCACCAUGGUCAGGUACUGGUGUAAAUAUUUUUACUACAUGGGUUAAAUGCCUCUCAACAAAAAAACUACUUACAAAAAAUCCAGAUCAGUUCAUUAUCACACUGUUGCCAGUCUGGAAUUUUUAAAUUCUCAUUGGCAUUAUUAAUGUAGAGCUUUUAAUGAUGCACUUAGAGUUAUUUUUCAGGGUGGGAUAAUCAUACUUCAAACAACUUUAAUGAAUUGUAAUUAAAUAGUUAAAAACUUUGUGUUCAAUGCUGUGUUUUUUCUAAUCCACAGAAUAUCAAAAUUAUCCAUACAUGUAUGUACCUCCAAUAGUAUUUGGAUAAAUGCCAUUUAGCAAAUUGCACCUUGAUGGCACACUUUUUGUAGGUUCUGUAGGUUCAGGGUUUGGGUUUUAGUAGAUAUCUGACCAGGUCUCUCCGCUGGAUUGCAAGAGCUCUCUCUAGUUCUAUGUUAAAUUGGUUGUUUUGUUUGGUACAGACCUGACUUUUAAACAUGGUCCAUUCAUUUUCUAUAAGGUUCAUGUUGGGACGACUCCAGAAGCUUUAUAGUUACCUUGCGUCAUCCAUGCAGUUCUGCGUUUUAACCAUCUAGCUGCUGAUUUGAGAUAAAAUUGAGGUACCAACCAAACAUCAACCAGCAGAUAGCUCAGUUUUUUUUCUUUAAUUGUGAAACUUUUCUCCAGGAAGCACUUGGCUUCUCAAUGAAAAAGCAGUGAAUUUCAGCCGUGCUUGAAAAUGUCCAUUUUAAAGAAGAGGCUUCUUUUUUUGUCAGCAUGCUCUCUUGGUCCAUGAUACUUUUGCUGUGGACAGCUUUUGACAGGUCCAUGGAUUGUGUUUGAACAUCCUAAACAUUUUUAUUUUUUCAUUUGAGGUAACAGUUUUGGUCAGGUUGUUGAAUCUAGGGUACAAUUAGGUGUUCGAACAGGACAAUGAUCCAAAACACACUUCAAAAUUGGUUUGCCAGUUAACAUUACGCUUCUGGGAUGCUCCCAACUUCAACCAUGUUGAAAAUUAUUGAAAUAUGAGUAAAAUAAAUGUAUGUGGCAGAAUUAUGCCAGAAGCUUUUUGAUGGCUACAAAAAAUGAGGUGGUAUCAUUUAAUCAAAUAUUAAUGAAGCUCUAUGUAUAAAUCUGAGCCCUAAUUUUGUCCGUGUGGAUUAGAGAAAUUCUACAAUUUUUAAUUUAUGCCCUGUUCUUGUUUUGAAAUGUCAUUGAACCUGGCUGUUGUAUCGUUCCAUCCGGAAAAAAAGCAUGCAUCAAAUUAAUUGUUAUAUGAUUCAAAUAACUUUUACUGCUGAUGAUAAGUGUAUAUAAAAUUUAGAGAUGCACUGUAGAUCAAACACAGCAAGAUCUAAGCUUGGACUGUCUCAUUGAAGGGUUCAGAGACGCUCAGCUCAGUCAAAGUGAACCAAGUUCGGAAUAUGACUGUGGAGUGGAGGGACUGCACUCAGGGCUGGAAAUUCAAUUAUUAGUAACUGUACAGUAGCAUACGAGGAAAACUACUGCACCCAUCAAAGGCUUAUAGAAUCAACGUGUGAAACUGUACAUAUUUUCAGCUGUUUGUGGGAAAAUCUUUAAAAUGACUGCAAUCGUUUUGGGAUGACAGAAGAACCAAAUUAAAUGCUUCAGUCUUCAGGGUUUUUUCUCAUACGUCGGAAGAGAUGUUAAGGUAUUCCAAAGGUGGAGCUGCUGCUUUCUGAAAAAUAUGCUGUAAAAAAACACUACAACUAAAUUCCUUUAGAACAGAAAAAAGCCACUUCCUUGUCUCAAGGCACUCUGCCAUACUGUAUAUAUAAAUGUGACUUUUAUGUAAAACAGUGGGUGCAAAUUUUAGGAUACAUAUGAACUCUAUCAUACUCAAAAAAUCUAAUUUGUUGCAAAUAAAUUAUUUUUCAAACAUCAA